GCCAGUGGGUGGGGUACACAGGAGUGGCUACAUGCCCCUCCCACACUGCUACCUAUAAGGCUUCCAAGAAGGAGGGGCCCUCACAGCUCCUAGAGACACCCCAAGAUGAAGACAGUCCUGCUGCUUCUUGUCAUCCUGGCUGUGGCCAUUGGGCCAGCCCAGGCUCUCCAGUGUCACGUGUGCCAGGACUCCGGCAACUGUAAGAAAACACAAACUUGUCCAUCCAGUGCUAAAUUCUGCAGGACCGUCACCAAAGUAGAGACCCUGUCAGGCAACCUGGUGCAGAAGGACUGUGUGGACUGGUGUGUACCCACCAAGAUCCAGCCGAACCAGAUUACCAGUGGCACUGAGAUCGUCCAGUGCUGUCAGAAAGACCUGUGCAACCACAGCCUGCAGAAUGCCGCGUCUACCCGCACCCCCCUGGCCAGCUUACUGGGCCUGGCCCUCAGCCUCCUAGCCCUCCUUCUGGCCCCUGGCCUGUAAGCCUCUCAGUGGACUCCCACCCACCCACCCCUCCCUUCCUCUCCUGCCCUGGGAAAUUCUACUGCCCCCUUUCUUGAAGCAAAAGGGAUUCAGUUGCCCUGGGCUGGGGCUCCCUCCAAAUACCUGAGGACAGGUCCUGUGGACAAGGAGGACCACUCCCACCCCAGGAAGAGAAGAUGCAGUCUCCCAGAGCUUUGAGGACAGCAGAGAACAAAGAGAUUCCAUAUUCAGCUUGCCUAUUUUCCAUAUAUUUUUCUACUCCAGGCUUGUUGGGUAAUAAAUGAUUGAAAAACCCA
Messenger RNA from Erinaceus europaeus (western European hedgehog), 779 nucleotides. It is a transcript of the gene LY6D, whose product is annotated as lymphocyte antigen 6 family member D. Gene Ontology annotation, cellular component: cell surface. The record is from RefSeq and is a predicted model, not a curated record. The transcript has 3 exons. Gene Ontology annotation, biological process: lymphocyte differentiation. The coding region runs from base 106 to 483 and encodes 125 amino acids. NCBI's taxonomy places the organism in Eukaryota, Metazoa, Chordata, Mammalia, Eulipotyphla, Erinaceidae.